This is a messenger RNA of Gossypium arboreum, 1190 nucleotides long. Its product is annotated as annexin Gh1-like. The record is from RefSeq and is a predicted model, not a curated record. Lineage: Eukaryota; Viridiplantae; Streptophyta; Magnoliopsida; Malvales; Malvaceae. Gene Ontology annotation, molecular function: calcium ion binding; calcium-dependent phospholipid binding. The transcript has 5 exons. Bases 51 to 1001 code for a protein of 316 amino acids. Gene Ontology annotation, cellular component: cytoplasm; cytosol.
ACCAUCGUCUGCUAUUCUUCACAAAAAAGAAAAGAAAAAAUACAGUGAAAAUGGCAACCCUUAAAGUUCCAGCUCAUGUACCUGCCCCUUCUGAGGAUGCUGAGCAACUUCGUAAAGCUUUUGAAGGAUGGGGUACAAAUGAGCAAUUGAUUAUCGACAUAUUGGCUCACAGGAAUGCAGCUCAGCGCAAUUUGAUUCGUAAAACUUAUCGUGAAGCUUAUGGGGAAGAUCUCCUUAAGUCUUUGGAUGAGGAACUUUCAAGUGACUUUGAGCGAGCUGUGGUGCUGUUUACUUUGGACCCUGCAGAGCGUGAUGCAUUUCUGGCUCAUGAAGCUACAAAGAGGUUCACAUCAAGCCAUUGGGUUCUCAUGGAAAUUGCUUGCACUAGGUCUUCACAUGAACUGUUCAAUGUGAGGAAGGCGUAUCACGAUCUUUACAAGAAAUCCCUUGAAGAAGAUGUUGCACACCAUACCAAGGGAGACUACCGCAAGCUUUUGGUUCCACUUGUUAGUGCAUUCCGAUACCAGGGAGAGGAGGUGAACAUGACACUGGCAAGGUCGGAGGCAAAGAUACUUCGAGAGAAGAUCUCAGACAAGCAGUACAGUGAUGAGGAGGUCAUCAGGAUUGUAACAACACGGAGUAAGGCACAGUUAAAUGCUACUCUGAAUCAUUACAAUACUGCAUUUGGGAAUGCUAUCAACAAGGAUUUGAAGGCCGACCCCGAAGACGAAUUCCUGAAAUUGCUGAGAGCUGCAAUCAAGUGCCUGACUGUGCCUGAGAAAUAUUUUGAGAAGGUGCUACGUCAAGCAAUCAAUAAGCUGGGAACAGAUGAAUGGGCUCUUACUAGAGUGGUCGCCACUCGGGCGGAGGUAGACAUGGUACGUAUUAAGGAGGAAUAUCAGCGAAGAAACAGUGUGACCCUGGAAAAAGCGAUUGCUGGAGAUACCUCUGGAGACUAUGAGAAAAUGCUGCUUGCGUUGAUUGGAGCUGGAGACGUCUGAGCUGCUUUCCUAUGUUGAGUUGUUGGUAUGAAAAUUUAAUUUGCAAUUUGAGGUGUGAGUUAUGUUUGUUUGGUUGUGGGUUGUGUGAACAUGGCUUUUGUAUGCCGCUGCUUCCGUGUUAGAACGUUCACGAUGAUGUGUUUGUAGAUAUAUUUCCCAAUAAUGCGAGAGUUAGGUAUUGCUGCGGUA